Molecule: messenger RNA, 3327 nt
Organism: Cydia splendana
Lineage: Eukaryota; Metazoa; Arthropoda; Insecta; Lepidoptera; Tortricidae
Exons: 17
Coding region: 583-3312 (909 amino acids)
Source: RefSeq, a predicted model, not a curated record
UGUUUGCGAGGCGAGGCAUUGUUGUAGCAAACAAGUAUGAUUACUUUCAAAUAAAGAAUUGUAAUGCAAACAAUCACCAACACAGCACCGCCGGUGCUAUACUCUAAUAGACCAAAUAAAAGGUCCGGUUGGUUCGGCGUAGCAAAUGUCAAAACCGUCGAGAAAUUCACGGGCACAUGCGCAGUGGAAGUGCGAUCAAUGCACCCCUGUGGUGCGCGCGCCCCCGGCCUCGGCAUUCUACGCAGUACAUCACAAAAACACCGUCUGGAAAACCUGGGUGCACUCAUCCGCGUUCGACAAAAAAUUCAUUAUCAAAGUCUAAACCAUUCAAUCUGACUACGCGGCUCGUCGCGUCUCGUUAAGGACACCCACACGCUAUACCGCCGCGAGGUUGGAGUGUUGCAUCUCGGCAGUCUGAUCGCGUGACUCAUCGGAUUCUCCCGAAUUCGCGAAUUCGUUGUUAUCGCAUUUUGUGGUUGUGGUGGUGGUAUCUGUGCGUUCUUGGACUGCUCGGAUGCAGGUGGCCCAGCGGGCUGGCGAAGGGCCGCGGCGCCUGGAGGAGCAGUGAAGUUAAGCCGCAGGAUGGACGACUGUACAGACAUCUUCUAUGACGACGAUACUGACGCGCAGUGCGAUAUGGGUCACUCAGAGUCCAAGGGCGCGAAGAAGCGCGACAAGAGCGUAGGCAACGGCAACGGGAAGCCCAGCCGUGGGGUGGCCACGUCUUUCGGGUUUCGAAGGCGGCCUGCCAGCACAUCUCGCGCCGACGACAACGCUAGGCGCAAGAAGGCGCAGGACAAGAAUGGAAAUGGAGCAGGUUCUACGGAGGAUCUGCGUGCCGAGGAGGUGUUGUCCGGGCGCUCGACACCCCUGGCGCGACCCCGCAAGGAGACCGUCGGCCAGCCACUACGGAGCAACAGGUUCGGUUUGAGGCAACAGCCGUGCAAGACGGCGCGCGUCGGCGACGUUGGUCCCACCGCCGAGCCGGCCUUCGUGACGCACAAGGAAUCCAUCAACAACAAUGCACUUGAUAAGAAAAGUACAACUUACCCACCCCUAUCGCAAGUGACUACGAGCGGGGUGACCACCAUAGUGGGCGCCGGUGGGCAGCCCAAGACGGUCACCAAGCAAACCGUCAUCCUCACCUAUCAGACGCAGCAGUAUCCUGUGCAGGAAGGUCGUCCCAAACAGACGCGGUUCGAAUGUCCACGAGCGCCUUCCGCCACGCGCUCCCAGACUCCCUGUGACAAGCUACCGGGGAAGUAUACCCUGCAAACCAACCAGCUGCCGCGCCCGCAGUACCCUGCUGUCAAGCACAUCGACAAUACCAAGAAUGCUAAACAAGUCGUGAAUAAUAAUAGAAAAGCCGGUGCUUCCGUGGAAGGAUGGAGGGAAGGUGCUAGCUCGGCCGUGUCGUCGGACUCGGGCGUGUACACCGGCGAGGCAGAGGGGUCGCCGCGCGCCCGGCGCCGCCCGCGCAACCUGGAGAUGGUGAUGCGAGGCGCGCACAGCUUCCACCUGCGCGAGCUGCAGGACGACCUCGACAUCAUGGAUGACGCAGUAAUAACCGGCCAUACUGUGAUCCCCCUUCCCAAACUUCCUAGCACGUUCGACGAAGAUCUCUCCCCCAUCUACCAAGCCCCGUCCCCUCCCCCCUACACCGUGCCCUCCCCCGUGGUGCCCAAGCCAUCGCCCGUAGCAGACAGCUCGCGCCAGUCCCCCAUGUCCACCCUGGAACGGUAUCGGACUAGGACUAGGCCAAGCCGGAUACAAACCGUGGAUUAUAAGAAUGAAGAGAAGUUUGUGUUGGAUAAAGCUCAGCCUGAAAAAUUGAAUAAGCAGAACUCAUUCAUCAAAUCGUCAAGCGGCGUGGUGUCCCCGACGACCGUGUCGAGCAAGGAAUCGAGCCCGUCAUGCAAGAGCGAGGAGAGUCACUUCGGCAACAGCAGCGCUUGGCAGAGCCAUGCCGCCGGCGAAGCUAUGGCCACCAGAUCUCAAGACGACGUGUCCAUCGCGCUGAGCGUGUCGAGUUGCGAGGACGACAAGUCCAAGCUCGGCGAUCUCCCGAAGGUCGACGAUCCGCCAAAGAAGACCAUCGUGAUCGAUGACCCGCCCGUGCCGCAUCCACUGCUCAUGAAGUCACUGACACUAAGCCAGCACGACUCGCUGCGCGGGACCAUGAUGGGUUCAAUGACAAGCUCCAACUACAGUACAACAAGCACUUGCACAAACCAAAGCGUGGACCACCACCUAACGCUCACCUUAGAAGAGUCCAAAUUCGACAUAUCAGCCCUAGAGAUUUCCACUCAAAGCCUAUUGGACGACGAGACAUCUCCAGCGGACAGCCUCAUCUCUUCCACCAGUACUAGUGACUCGGUGAACGAGCUGGUGGUUGAGAGAGACCCACCGUCUAUCUCGUCGGCGUAUCAGACAGCCAAUACUAAGACCAAGUCGCCGGAACCGGCUGAUGAGGAUGGAGUGGAUGGGGAGCUGUUGCAGACUGCUAAUGAAGUUGUCGAAGAGACGCGGAACGGCGAGGACAGCAAAAACGUGUCGCCAGAGUCACCGGGCACGCCCACACACGCUUCAGGGUCCUUGUCGCUCUCGGACGGCCGGGAUUUCUUCGACGAUGAGAUCGCCGACCAGCCAGCCCUGCUGUUCAGGAAAAACAACGAGGGGAGCCCACCAAGCAAGCAGGAAUCUGAGAACAGCAAACAGCUGAGGAGGUCCAGGGAACGCAUCCCCGCUAGUCCUUUAGCCCAAAGAAAUCGUAAAGUAAAUGGGCUGCGGAAUGGCGGCGCAGAACGGACACCUUCUCUGGACACGUUAUCCAGCCUGGCUUCUGAUGACCUGAUGAUGGACAAUGACCUCGCGCGAUCUGUCACCAGCCUGCAGAGCGUUGACGAUUACAUCGAAAGGCUAGACAGUUCUCUACGCAGCGGCCUCAACUCCCUGGACGAGCGUCAGCUCCGCCAGGAGCUCUCCUCGUCCAAGACCGCCGUGCGCCAGUGGAGUCAGCUGCUCGAGCAGAACAACUUCCUGGACCGGCAGCUGGCCGCCAUGGCGCAGGGCAAGAGCACCACAGAGUCCCUCACGGCCAGCAACACCAGCCUGUCUAACAUCGGGGCCAGCCUGCCUGUGCGCACGGCGCGGCUGCUGCAGCGCUCGCGCGCGCAGACGCCGUCCGACGCCGCCAGUGAAGGCACCGCGUCGCCCGCGCCCGCGCCGGCGACUCUGCUCCAGGAUGUCGUGGACAUCAAGACGGUGCUGCUGCAGCUUAAGCGAGUCUUGCAGGAGGCACGUAUAGCAUGAUUGGUCCUUUGUCCU